AAUCUCUCUUAAGGAUGUAAAGCCCAUGAGACCAUGGACCCACCUGGAGGAAACGCUGCAUCCCUUUGGCCACAUCCAUCUAGCAAGCAGACAGUGUGGUGGGGGAAUUAAAGUGACACAGCUAUAUUCUGUGAAAGUAAAGCAGAGCAGCUCACAAGGGUAAGAUCUUUAAAGGGGGAGUAGCCUUUUUAUAGACAAGCCUCAUUGAGUAUCCUCUUCAGAGUUCUAUAGCCUCAAAGAAGACAGGAGUUAAUUUGUGGAUAACCUAUAAUUUAUCUCUAACCCUUUGGACAGGGGCAUGCUUUGUGUCUAAGCUUUUUUCCUUUCUGUUUGAACAAGCAUCUCAUGCAGAGGGCACUUCUCCACACAGCGCACUUGGAAAGCGACCCAAAGGCAUCUUGAAAUAGAAAUUCAAAAGGAGGAGGAAGAGGAGGAGGAGAGAAAGGAGGGGGCUUUAGAGCGAGAGCAUUGGUAUUCCAGGCUCAAAACCUAGCAUGGCUGUGCAGAAGAAACACUGUGACAUCCCUCCAUCACAGGGACCACUUUCUACACGUAACAUCGAGAGCCAGCAGAAGAGGAAUGGAUUUAAAAGAACAGACAAUGGUGGUUAUAUCAAACCAAAUUCAGAGGGAAAGAAAACCGCCUGUUCUGUCAACAAGGCUGCCGAAAUCUGUAACAAAGCCACUCCACGGGCCGCUGCAGUGGCUAAUGGACCAAAUGUUGAUGAGAGGCUGAAAGCGGCACGGAAAAGAAGACAGGAGCACCAGAAGUUACUUGCAUCUCGGGAACAGGACAGGCUGGAGCGGGAGCAGAGGGCCAGGCAAUAUUAUGAACAACAACUGCAGGAGCGCAAGAAGAAACUCCAGGACCAGAGGCUCAGAGAGGAGCGGAAGCGUGCUGCUGUGGAAGAGAAGCGCAAGCAGAGACUAAAGGAGGAGAAAGAGCGAUAUGAGUCUGCAGUGCGUAGGACAGUGGAGAAGAGCCAAAAGGUCCAGAGUCUCAGUCAAUACGCAAGAGGAAGGAAGCUCACCAAAAAUAUUCCACGUCGUCUGCCACUGACAACAUGGGAGAAGAACUUGGUUAAUCGCCUGCUUACCCCUACGUACUCUUAUCUGGCCAGGAGCAAGAGUGCUGGUUGUCAGUCAGGAGACCAAGUUUCAUUCCACUCCAUGAAUUCCACCACCACCCCUCACAAACCCCAGCACCACUCUGGAUCAGCCCACCACCGGCCAUCUGCCUCCCCCAGUCCCAACAACAGCCAGCACAGAAGCAUCUAUCUGGCGCAGAUCCCUACAGCAAGACAGCAAGAUACCAAUAAGAAGAACCUAAAUACCAGAUCUCCUGCCGUCAACACCAGUUUGAAACCAGCCAAAGUUACACAGAGCAGAGCAACCUCUCCCUCACCUAAACGGACCCUCCAAAGAUCGGUCAGCAGACAUUCAACCCCGCUGCAGCUCGAGCUCCCGCCGGUCCCUGAAGAAGAGGUUGCUCUUUGUAGUUCUGCCCUCUCUCCUGGUAACUCAAGGCCUGUCAGGACAUCACAUGAAGGUCAGCAUGAGAAAACGAGGGACGAAAAUCCACCAGAGGCUCCAUGUUUGGACCUGCCCAACAAAAAGUCAGCAGCUACAACCCCAACCGCUGCAAAAUAUAGAAGUCCUCCCCAAACGCCUCCUCAUCCAGCUCCACAGCCUUCUGAAGUAAUUUGCAAGCCUUCGGCUGGGACUACAGACCCAGGGGAGGCCUCACGUCUCCUGGCUGAAAAGAGGAGAGAGGCCCGACUACAACGGGAGAGAGAGGAACAGGAGCGCCUGCAAAGAGAGGAGGCCGAAAGGCGGAGUUGUGACGAACUGGAACGCAAGAGGGCAGAUGAGCGAGCUCGACAGCAGGCCGAGGCUCAGCGUCUCAUAGAGGAGAAGAUGAGAAGGGAGGAAGAGGAGCAUAGAAAAGCCGAGGAAGAAAGAGCUCAGGCGAUGAGGGAAGCCACCCUUCUGCAGAAACAGAGAGAGGAGGAACAAGCCAGAGAAAAGGAAAAAGCAGAGCAAAUAAAACAAGAACGAGAAAUACUUGCACAGAAAGAGGAGGCGGCGCGCCAAGCAAGAAAGAAGCGACUUGAGGAGAUCAUGCGGAGAACCAGAAGGACAGAUUCUCCUGAUACGAAAUCUGUACCAGUGAAGAUUUUGCCAAAUGAAGCCCAACCAAAGGAAAACACAGAGCCUGUGCACAAUGGCACCAUAGAAGAUGUUGUCAAGCUGCCAGUGGGGAUGAAAACCUCCCAGCUGGGGCUGAACGAGGAGGACAUGGUACCUGUCGUGGCCUUCAAAGAACGCAGGUCGCUCAGGACUCUCACAGGCCUGGAGGAAAUCCAGACCCACCAACGAGCAGAGGUCAUCUGAGCACCUGUGAAGUGGGCAGACGUUUCAGGACUUUGUUGGAGAGCUGUGAUUUCUCUGUGAAACACAGGAGUUACUGCAGUACAGCCAUCAUGCUGCCCGUCGGCACCUUGAAAGAGCAUGUAAGAUUCCAGCCUUGCCUCUCACCGAGGAUGUCAGCAUUUGGUCACUUUCUUGUGUGUAACCAGUGGCACAAAUAUUGUUAAGUUAUUUAUUACUUUCUUCAGUACAGCAGGUUUCUGAACUUAUAAUGACUAUCAAAAAACCAGUAGAUGUGGUAAUAAUAGUUUGCUGGUGAGUGUUGCCUCUGUACAGAUACUAGGAAUAGCCAUUCUAACAAUCACAACAUAUGUUUUUGCUUUUUGCUUAUUCCUGAUAUGUCUUGCAAUCUAAGCACUUUUUCCUCCUCAGUUUUGUCACUGUGGAAUUAGUAUUGCUCGAGUGGCGGUUUGCCCUAAGAACACAAGAUUUUAGGUUGUUGGUGAAAGUUCCUAUCAUGAAUUAAUUCCUAGUUGAACCUUUAUUUUGUGAAGAAUAGCAAUCACAAAUUUCAACGCUGCUAAGGAAAUUCGUUUCCAAAGACUUUGCUUUAGUUUUGUGAGUGUUGCUUUAGAGAAUACAAUGCACAAAGCCUUUAUUGCACUUGACAGUUGCUUUGUUAGAUAUUGCGCAACCACUUUACAAAGGAACGUUUGAGGCGUAGAGCUUAAGUAAGUUUAUUAUAAUAAAAGUAUUAAAAAAAACAAAUGUAUCUGAUCAUCAAUAUUUGAUCUUACAGUUGAAGUAUUGCUUAUAGCUAUCACUUGUUAACCUGUUUAAGUUUAAAUAUAUGCCAUAUUUCAUUAAAGUUGAAACUAUGCCGCA
Messenger RNA from Etheostoma spectabile (orangethroat darter), 3254 nucleotides. RefSeq names its product microtubule-associated protein 7a (gene map7a). Bases 495 to 2393 code for a protein of 632 amino acids. NCBI's taxonomy places the organism in Eukaryota, Metazoa, Chordata, Actinopteri, Perciformes, Percidae. Gene Ontology annotation, cellular component: microtubule cytoskeleton. The transcript is spliced from 16 exons. Gene Ontology annotation, biological process: microtubule cytoskeleton organization. The record is from RefSeq and is a predicted model, not a curated record.